Messenger RNA from Chara braunii, 2644 nucleotides. Lineage: Eukaryota; Viridiplantae; Streptophyta; Charophyceae; Charales; Characeae. The record is from the annotation of a GenBank genome assembly.
ACUCACUGACUGACCUCUACAACACCCAAAAAAAAAAGAAACAAAAAAAAAAGAAACAAAAAAAAAAGAAACAAAGGCGAGAUGUGUGGCAACGGGGGAAACGAGGGGGUAAGCCACGAUCGGGAAGAAGGCUGUCGCUUGGAGAAGAAGGGGUAUGGGAGGAGGAGGGUAGUGGGAUCAAACGACAGAAGAGGUGGUGGGCGACGACGCCGAGGGUGGGGGGGAAGGUCUUCGACGAACUUGGUGGCCCGUGACAUUCUGUACCGUCCCCCUCCUGCCAUAGCGGAGUGAUUAUCUCCGCUUGUGGACAAACGAGUAGCUUGCUUUCCUGGCAGUCGAGAUGGCCAAGGUCAGCGACUACGUAUGCGGGUUGGCCUCGUCGUCGACGGCUGCCACGUGUCAUUCGCUGGGAGCUCGAAACGAAUCUGGCGGACGGCGCGCGGCGACCGCUGGUUUGUCGAAUUCUCGCAGGCAGCGGACCUGGGGUCCACGAGAAAAUAGGGUGUUCGACGAGUGCUUGUGGUCGGCAGACAGGAGGGGAGCGGAGAGUGUGACACGUGGCGUACAGACGAAGCCCGCCAGAUUGGCAUGUGGGGUAUUAGAGACGGGAUCGCGGAGACGGAAAGGCGGUGUUAAGCCCGCGGGCACCGCGGUCAGUUGUCGGAGUGAGCGAUGGCGGAAAGGAGAGGCGAGCAUCCACGUGGAAAGCGGAGGGUCCUUGUGCGCCAAGAUUGGAUGGAGAAGAAGGGACCGAAGAUGGCCAGGUCAACAUGGGGUGCUGGCCGUCUUACUCGUGGGAAACAGUGGAGCUGCUGGAGUCGAUGGAAGAAGAAGCAGCAGAGAGACGACGAUGAGUCAUCAAGGAGUGUUCAGUUUUCCGCGAGCUGCGGAGGCUGCGCGCGCUGACGUGGCGACUGUGGAUUCUCUCCAAGCAGAGCCGAAGCUAGUUUCUUCCAGAUGGGUGCCACGUGUCUUCAGCAGGAGCAGUUGCAGCAGCAGCGGUAGCAGCAGCGGCCGAAGGGCAACAUUCAGGAAGGAUGAAUGUAGUCAUGAUGCCGUCUCUCCCGUCUAUCCUGGUGAUUGUGCAGUAAUUGGCCAAGAAUUCACCAUAGCCAGCAGACAGGUGGCACUGAGAAGCAGACACGUGGAACUGAGAAGCGGCCACGUGGCACUGAGGAGCGGACACGUGGCACUGAGAAGCAGACACUUGGCACGUGCAAGAGAAAACGGUAUUGACGGCCAAGAGGGCGCUGAUGCGCACAUAGAUCAGAAGAGGAUGGGCCCCCCACAAAAUGAGCCAACCGCUGACACAGUAAUGGACACAAUGGCGAUCGUGUUUUCGAUGACGUUCGUAGUUUGGUUCUUUUUCCUCCUCGUUGCUACGGAUAUUAUUCAUGUACCGUUCAUUCACUUACAGUGAGGGGGCGCAACGUCAAUGUGGCCAUCAUCUCAGGAGAAUUGAGGGAUUGUCCAACAGAAGGGCAAGGAUGCGACGUCAAUUGGGGGAGGUAACUAAUUUUAGGGCCUGUUAUUGAAGAGAGGAGUGGGUGUGACAUUUGGCAACGGUAAUUUGGAGACGAGAGUGAAAUGAGUUAUGGCUCUCAAGUGAGUUUGAGAUUACACCAUGGUAAUUUCUUUGAGCGCAGGAAAAUCACCUCUGGCUUUCGGCGAUGGAGGAGGGUGGGGCAUUCUCUCUCUCAGUAAUUCGGCAACAACUGCAAAAUGAUUUGCAGUUGUGAGGUUGAUAUUUUACUGCAGUCAUUCCAGCCUAGAUUUCCAACAUUGGAGGCCCUGCCGUAUUUUUUGCGGUAAUUUGGAGACGAUGGGAAAACCGGUUCCCACUUCCAUGCAGGUUUCAGAUUCCACUGUGGUAAUUUGAGGACCACGUUGGAACAGUUUUCAUAUGCUAUAUCAUGUUAAUCUGAAGGUCACGUUGAUGAGUUUCACAUUCUGCGGCAGUAAUUGUUUCAGGAUCGAAUGUUCUGGUGGCUGCCAGCAGCAGCAGCAGCCUCCUCAACGGGAGUCUGCCAUUGUCAAGAAAGAGAUCAGUGCUCACUGUUCAGGCACCAAGAGCAAGGUUUGCCUCUAACUGCAUGACAAUUUAAUAUGUAUUAUGUACAUAUAUCGUUGAAAGUCGGCUCAGUGAACUGUUGGGAGAAAGCGCGAAAUGGACAAGAAACGGGGGGCUGUGGUGGACACUUUCCAUCAGGAGUUUCAUCGACUCAUCAGGAGGGUGGGGCCGCGCUGGUCCGUUUUUUGUAAGGUCAGACAUUACUCGUCUGACACGACAACGAGUUUACCAACUUUACCACUUUUAUCGGCGAACAACCGAACCCUUGGAACCUCGACCUUCCACCAUUACUGAUGGGGUAAGAGAUUAUUGAAACAUUGUUUUUGGUACAGACUGCUGCUCAUUCGAAAACUGAAUUGCCUGCAACAGCGAAACGGCCAUUGUUGUUGUUGUGUGUGUGUGUGUGUAUGUGCGUGUGUGUGUGUGUGUGUGUGUGUGUGUGUGUGUGUGUGUGUGUGUGUGUGUGUGAGAGAGAGAGAGAGAGAGAGAGAGAGAGAGAGAGAGAGAGAGAGAGAGAGAGAGAGUACCAGGCAAUAGCUCUAAGAGUAGCCAAUUACCCGGUGCACAAAGCAG